Symbiodinium sp. CCMP2456 is the source of this 5010-nucleotide messenger RNA. The record is from the annotation of a GenBank genome assembly. NCBI's taxonomy places the organism in Eukaryota, Dinophyceae, Suessiales, Symbiodiniaceae.
AUGGAGUUCACUGUGGUGUCGGCUGCCAACCUCCCGCCAAAGCCGGUGCUCGCCGUUCAUGCUGGCGACGUGCGUAGGCAAAUCAAGCUGGAGGUGAACCACCCCUUCGUGCUCCCGGACCCUGGUGCAAAGCCAGCCCAUGUAGAGGCAGUUGAGGACAUGCGAGCCGAUGAUUCCAAAAGCAACUUGAAGUCCCUGCCGGAGGCAAUUCUGGAGGCUGGAUCGAAGGAUGGGAAUGAAAUCUCAGAUAUCUCUCCUGUCCGAAAAGGAGCGAAAUCUUCGUGGUCCCAGAAGCUAGAUGAUUUCUUCAAGGUUACAGAAAAGGGCUCGACUUUACAGACAGAGAUUCGGGCUGGCUUCAUCAAUUGGAUGACUAUGUGUUACAUUCUUGUGGUUAAUCCUGUCAUCCUCGGAAGCGCAGAUCCUGACAGCCAUGUCUCUACGGAGACCAUAAUGACUGCAACAGCUGUCUCAUCGGCUAUCGGCUGCCUUGUAGUUGCCCUUUCUAGCGACGCCCCGCUGGGACUGAUGCCCGGCAUGGGUCUGAAUGCGUACUUCUCUUUUGGAAUCUGCCGGUCCUUCCAUGUGACUUUUGGACAGGCGCUGAGCUGCUGCUUCGUCAGUGGUGCUGCGCUGCUGUUGUUGUCUGUUCUGGGAGUGUGCCAAUGGAUUGUCACCACAGUUCUGUCAGAGCACUUGAAAAAAGCCAUCACUGUGGCCAUCGGCGUGUUCCAGGCUUUGAUUGGCUUCCAAGUGAUGGGUCUGGUUGUGGCAUCGCCGAAUACUUUGGUGACGCUUGGUGACGUGGGAUGGUCAAACAAGCAGCUUUACCUGGCCCUCAUGGGGUUUUGCUUGAUCUCGGCGAUGCUGGUCAGCAGACUGCAUGGGGCUCUUCUUGUAGGCAUUUGUCUCAUGUCCGUUUGUGCAUGGAGCACCGGGCUCUCAGACGCACCAUUAGGUGUUUUCAGCCUGCCCAGGUAUGAUGCUGGCUUUUUGCUGGAUUUCUCCUGCUGGGAUCCAGGAAGUGGCAAGCUCCAUGCCAUGAUCCUGGGUAGUAUGGUGCUGUUGUUCGUGGCUCUCUUCGACUUGGCCGGCGUCCAGUAUGGCUUGAUGGGUAUCGCAGGCCUACUACAAGAUGGGCAUGUGCCAAGGAGCCAGUGCAUUUUCUCCAGCGCAGCCAUCGCCACAAUGUCCGGAGCUGUCAUUGGCACCAGCCCCGUCAUUAUUGCCAACGAGAGCAGCGCUGGCAUUGUAGAGGGUGCGAAGACCGGCCUUUCUGCCCUGGUGAUCUCUGGUCUUUUUCUCGUGUCUGCAUUUUUGACUCCUUUGUUGAGCUCCAUACCUCGAGUUGCGACUUCUGUUCCUCUGGUUCUGAUCGGGGCCUUCAUGAUGGCUCCAUGCAGAGGUAUUGAUUGGGACAAUCUUCGGGCAGCUAUCCCUUCCUUCCUGACCAUCACAGUUGUGCCCUUCACAUAUUCGAUCCACAAUGGAAUCAUCGCAGGAAUCUUAAUGGAUGCUUUCCUAAUGGUCUCUGCUAAGAAGGACCAGCCUCCCGAGUUGACCGAUCCACAUCUGGCCCAGCCAUUGAUUCCUCAAUCGGGCUCCAGAGUCCAGUCUCCUGUGCUCGAGAGGGUCUUCAGCACCCCCCAUGCCAGCAUGGCUUUUGCGCCGGAGAAGGUCAGCGACCAGGUGGAGCAAGCUCAGCACCUCUUAGAGCAACUGCGGCGGACGAGGGGCUUGGGUCACGAGCCAGACCAGGGCGGCGGUAUCGAAAGCGGAGAGGAUCGUCUGCUCUCGGCUUUGGAGGCGUACGUGCAGAACCAUACUAUGGUUGCGACCGGAGCCGUGGAGGGCUUGCCACCAUUUAAAUAUCUCUUGAUUCGACUAGUUUCUAUUUACCAGCAGCUUGCAAGUCAGCUGCUGCCAGAGGAUGGCCAUUCUGAGACAGCGUGUACGAUUCCCGUUCGAAGACCGGACGGGACUCCGACUCAUGUCAAGCUUCAGGUACAAAGAGAAGAAUGGCACAAGGCCAAAGCCAAAGAUUCGCAGUGCGUCCAGGACUACCUGGAGACGCACAAAGUGCAGCAGCGCAUUCAGAAUCUCAUACAGGAUGUGUUGCGAGAAGCUCCAGAUGAUCCGUAUCAGUUCAUGCUGCAACAGCUCCGGGAAUCUCAGGCAUCGACAUCAAGACCUAGCUUCAGGUCCAAGGAGUCCUUGGUGCCACACCCUCCUGACAAGCCAAAGCCGCCAGGAUCCAGGCCAGCACCUGCUGCAGGCCGCAUGCUGACGGCACCGAAGGUCCAUGUCGACAAGUCGGCUUGGAGACCGAGCAUGCACAUUAUCCGCUCAGUUCUGGAAAGUCCGCGAUGCCGGGAGAUUGGUCUGGAGUCUAUUCUCCAUGGUGUUUGUGCCAAAGCAUCUCGUGGGAUGUCGAGGUGUAUCAUGGAGAGGGCUUGUACCACGGUGGCCAGCGAGGCUUCUGGUGUCAGCGAGCUGAGAGCCAUCGCUGGCAGUAUCGUGAGAGCUAACCUUGCGACAGCUCAGCACAUGGUCAAGCUGCAGAAAACCGGCGUCCUCACCAAGUGGGCCAUCCGCUGUGUCCUGGUCAGUGCCAUCCAGGCAAUUCCGGGCUCUGAAGAUUUCGAGGACAUGGCGACUGGAUCCACAUCGCGCAAGGUGGGAACAACUUCGCCUGUGCCUUCCACCAUGUCCAGCGGCGCAGCGGAGGCACUGAAACUUGCUUUGUUCGAAGCCAUCGACAAAGAUGGAGAUGGCUAUCUGAAGGAGGGCGAGAUGAUGCAGCUGGCAAAGCUGGUAGGGUUCGAUGGAGACACAGAGGAGUGGAAGAAGGAGUAUCACGCUCUUUGCACAGAAGUCAAGGCCUCUGAAUCGGAGGGGGUGCCCAAGGCUGUCGUUCUGAAAAUGCUGGAUGACACGUCUGACACGGGCUGCUUCUGCACGGAUGAGGAACUCCAGCUCCUGUUGUCGGCGCAGCCCCGCCCCGGGGCCAAGCGGCAGAAGGAAGACAUAGGUAAUGACGCCAAGGUUCGAUUUUCCGGUGCAUCCUCCGAUAUAGCCGAGGACACGCUGCGGAAAUUCUUCGGAAGAGCCGGCGAGGUGCUUGCCCUCAAUCUGUUCAAACUCAAGGACGGGCAAUCGCGAGGUAUGGGAAUGGUCACCUACAAGAAUGCCAAACAGGCGAAGCAGGCUUUACUCCAGCUGAACAACAACAAGGUGCAGGGAUGGACAAUCUCAGUGUACACUGACCAUGAGAACGACAGCACCACGCAGAAGCCGCCAGCUUUGGGUGAAACCUAUGCUGCGUGGUACGGCAAAGGGACUGCAGGAAAGCGCCAUGGCAGCUCCUCAUUUGAAGGCAGCACCGACGGGUGUUCGAUCCACUUCGUUGGUGCUCCCCUGGACAUGAGCAGCGACAAGCUCUACUCCAUGUUCGAGGAAUGUGGGAGGAUCAAGAGCUUCUGGCUGUUUCGACAGCCUGAUGGACGGUCCCGUGGUCAGGGCCUCGUGGAGUAUUCCUCGCAGAAGGAUGCCAGGUCCGCCAUCAACUACUUGAACGGAUGGUUGAUCGGUUCCUCCACGCUGACGGUUCAGGAGGAUCGAGUGGGGGCGUCUGCGGAGUCGCAAGGCACCUGGGCAGACAAGGCACGUCCGUGUUUUGAUGAUGUUAUCCGAAGGAAACGUCUCGCCUUGGCAGGGAGAGGAUUGGUGGGAUGGUUAGUGCAAGUAAGCGGCUUCAUGGAGUCUCCUCAUAGCACUGCUGCGAGCUGGAGUCGUUUGCUGAGGACCGCAUGGAGCAUGGACUGUUCGACUGGAAAGGGGGCAUGUGGAUGCCAAUUGACUCGUGUGCUCAUACAUGGCAUCAGAAGCCUUGCCGCAGCCAUGGCGGCAGCGGAGGAUGACGCCGUGACGGAGCAGAAGGAUGAGUCACAAGAGCCACGGAGAGGUGCAGAUGGCGGCAACAUUUUCCUGACGUGCCUACGGAUUCGAUUCGAGGAGCGGGGGAGCUGGUCCAAAGCCCUCGCAGAUCCACCGCUGCAGGCAGAAGAGCGCGACAGUGACAACCUGGAAGGCGUGGCGACCGCAAGGAUUGGCACCGAACCAGGCGGUUCCCCCUUGAGCGCUGGGACGCCGGGACGCUUCAGAAAGGAUAAGUCGCCGCCGACCUUUCGACGUGGGCUGACUGUCCCCUUGAGGUCCGCCGAGGAUGAUUCUUCCAGCAGCAACAGCAGUCCAAGUCCACGUAAGCUGCGAAGCAAGCUGUGCAACUUGGCCUUCGGUUAUGCGAGUGAAGCCGUGCUAUUGCAGCAAAGCCACGUGAUUUCCAGCGGCUUCUGGGGAAGAGCUCUUGGUGGCAACGACGUUGCUGGUAAGCACCCUCAAGUACCUUCGGAGCCUCCAUGUGGAGGCUUGGCAGUGACCGCGAAGCCCCUCAGGCCACUGAGGGGUCAGGCCAGCCGACCAUCCCGUGGACUGCCGUCGGCACGAGCUGCAUAUUACUUCGAGCUUGAGGUGCUGGAGACAGAUCCGGAGACCACCAGCACCUUGUCGCUGGGGUUCUGCUUCUUUGCAGGGAAGAAGAUGCAGGAAUCGCUUCCUCCAUAUGCCACCGAGUUGCCUGGUGCCUUCGUGCUUGGAGGAGAAUUGCCAAAGGCUCAUUUCGGUGGCACGGAGAUUGGAAGCUCUUUGGAGUGGCGGCCACUGAUCCACGUGCAUGCGGGAAGUCGAAUCGGCGCACUACUCGAGGUGAGGGACUUCGUAAGUGGCUUGCGCGAGCUGCCGAUCUUGCGGGCAUCCAUAUUCCAGGACGGCACGCUGAGAACUGAGGCCUCCAUUUGCCCAUCAGGGUUGUCAUCCUUGACACAGGAGGAGCAGAGCUGCGUCCUAUCCGCAUCUGCAGGGCAAAGGCCAUAUGGUCUGACGGAGGUCCGUGGCAACGUGCGCAGCCUCCGUCUUUGUACAGACGUCAGUGAACCGCCCUUGCUUCGCUGA